GCAGAUGUGGCCCUAAAAAGCAAAAAUAAAAUAAAACAAAAUAGAAGGAAAGAAAGGAAGAAAGAAUCUAAUCUAGGUAAGGAAAUUGACUGUCAGAGAAGUGAAUUGAUUUGUCUAAAGUCAUACCGCUGAUUAGUGGCAUAGCUUAGGUAACCCAUAACUUUAGCUCUGUGGCUAGCAGGAGCCAGGUAAAUGAUGUGAGGUAUGUAUAAGCACAUUACUGGACUGGUUCAGAGAAAGUACUGCCUUUCCUAGGCUUUAGAGAGUGUGAAGAGCCAGUAUAUAGAGAAGCUGAGAAAGAUGCUACAGCCAGGUAGAGACAUGUGCCUUGUUUUGGCCCUGGCCCCUUUAGCUGUUUUAUUGUUUUAGACUUAAUUCCUUUCUGUAGGUGCUUUUUCAGUUGUAUUUAAUUUUGUGGUACCAGAGCAGAUCAAAGUCAAGGUAGAUGCACUGUCUAUGAGGGCCGCUAACCAGAGAAAGAUGUCGUCUGUCCCCUUGCUCUCACUGGUCCCCAGUCCGCUUCCCUAUUGAUUUCCUAGUGUUACAGCUUUAAUGUCUUUAGAGAAAGGCAUUUAGAAUUGACUGCUGAAGUUCCCUUGUGGCACAGAGGGUUAAGGAUCUGGUGUUGUCACUGCAGUGGCUUGGGUUGCUGCUAUGGCACACAUUCAAUCCCUGGCCCCAGGAACUUCCACGUGCUGUGGGCAUGGCCAAAAAUAAAUAAUUUUUUUUGCUUUUUUGCCAUUUCUUGGGCUGCUCCCGCAGCAUAUGGAAGUUCCCAGGCUAGGGGUCAAAUCGGAUCUGUAGCCGCCGGCCUAUACCACAGCAACUCAGGAUCCGAACAGCAUCUGCAACCUACACCACAGCUCACGGCAACGCCGGAUCCUUAACCCACUGAGCAAGGCCAGGGAUUGAACCCGAAACCUCAUGGUUCCCAGUCGGAUUCAUUAACCAUUGAGCCACGAGGGGAACUCCAAAAAUAAAUAAGUUUUGAAAAUAAAAUAAACUGCUAAAAUAAGUUUAGAUGUCGACCGACUAAUUAUUUCAUCAGUGAGUGCUUAGCCCUGUUCUACUUCACUAAGCUCCUUUUUCUGGUUACCUAAUAGGAAGAUAGUGUUGCUUUGCUUCAUCUCCGCUGAUGUCAUAGCAAUCUGUUUGCUACAUCUAUCUGUUCAGUCAUUGACCUCUUAGAUUAAGUUGACUCAGCUGGCUUGUACUUUGGUUGCAUGUGUGAAUAAGCUGCUCUCUCCCGCUAGAAUCUCCAGAUCAUUAUCUUGCAUUUUCUGUUACUGUAUAUAAGUAUGGGAAGAGUAUAGAAGUGGCACCAGGAGGUAAAAAUGGUUAAGAAGGCAGAUUAGAGGACUAAGUGUAAGCAAGGCAUCUCCACGAUUUAGUGCCAUCCAGUGGUAGAAUGACCUUCCUUUCGAAAUGGUACAUAACUGACUUAGUACCACAGCUCUUCUGAGAGGCACCAAGGGAUCGCAUUCAGCAGGAUGUGAGACUCAGCGACUUCUAACAGUCCUUCAUCUCCCAUUUUCCCAUUUUAGACUUCCUGGUGCAGUAUUUCCCUUUAUUCUCUAGUCAGUCUCAGAAAUCUUUCAGUUUGCUUUGUUUCAAACAUUUAAAAAGCUUAACUUCUGUUUUUUUUUCAAGUGUAUAAAUGUGCACAGUGUCUCUUUGACAGAAGGAAACAGCAGUCUUGCAAGAUGGACCGGAUGGAAAGGGACUUCUCUUGCAGAGCAUUCUGAGAGGAAAGGUUGAUUGAGGCCGCGAUGGGCCUCCUGGAACAUUGGCGUGUUCAUCUGCAUCCGCUGUGCUGGAAUCCACAGGAACCUCGGGGUGCACAUAUCCAGGGUCAAGUCAGUUAACCUCGACCAGUGGACCCAAGAACAGAUCCAGUGCAUGCAAGAGAUGGGGAAUGGAAAGGCAAACCGCCUUUAUGAAGCCUACCUGCCUGAAACCUUUCGGCGACCUCAAAUAGACCCCGCUGUCGAGGGAUUUAUUCGAGAUAAAUAUGAAAAGAAGAAAUACAUGGACCGAAGUCUGGACAUCAAUGCCCUUAGGAAAGAAAAAGAUGACAAGUGGAAAAGAGGGAGCGAACCAGCUCCGGAGAAAAAAAUGGAACCUGUUGUUUUUGAGAAAGUGAAAAUGCCGCAGAAAAAAGAAGAUCCACAGCUACCUCGGAAAAGCUCCCCGAAAUCCACAGCACCGGUCAUGGAUUUGUUGGGCCUUGAUGCUCCUGUCUCCUGCUCCACUGCAAAUAAUAAGACCAGCAAUACCCUAGAGAAGGAUUUAGAUCUCUUGGCCUCUGUUCCCUCUCCCUCAUCUUCGGUUUCCAGAAAGGUUGUAGGUUCCAUGCCAACCGCAGGGAGUGCCGGCUCUGUUCCUGAAAACCUGAACCUGUUUCCAGAGCCAGGGAGCAAAUCAGAAGAAACAGGCAAGAAGCAGCUCUCUAAAGACUCCAUCCUCUCACUGUAUGGAUCCCAGACACCUCAGAUGCCUGCCCAAGCAGUGUUCAUGGCUCCCGCUCAGAUGGCAUACCCCACAGCCUACCCCAGCUUUCCUGGGGUUACCACUCCUAACAGCAUAAUGGGGGGCAUGAUGCCCCCACCGGUAGGCAUGGUAGCUCAGCCAGGAGCUUCUGGGAUGGUGGCCCCCAUGGCCAUGCCUGCAGGCUAUAUGGGUGGCAUGCAGGCAUCUAUGAUGGGUGUGCCAAAUGGAAUGAUGACCACACAGCAGGCCGGCUACAUGGCAGGCAUGGCAGCUCUGCCCCAGACGGUGUAUGGGGUUCAGCCCGUGCAGCAGCUGCAAUGGAACCUCACUCAGAUGACCCAGCAGAUGGCUGGGAUGAACUUCUGUGGCGCCAACGGCAUGCUGAGCUAUGGGCAGUCCAUGAACGGCGGGAACGGACAGGCGGCAAAUCAGACGCUGAGCCCUCAGAUGUGGAAAUAAAAACAACACACCUGUACGACGACCACUCUCCCCAGGCCCCUCUCCUGUCUUCCCUUGCUCCCCAACUCCUCCCCCGAAGGCCCUUUCCCUCCUCGCUCUGUUUGAUUUAGAAAUCGCUCAGUCCAUCAUCUGGCGCGGGGCGUUCUGCCAGCCCAGCCGCGUCCCAAACGCACAGCCCUCUCUGUUGCUUUAUGUUGUCCAUGUCCCCCAGCCAUCCUGACUUCCUCCCAGCCUCAGCCCUGGUCCUCUCCUGGCACCAGCACCUUAGGAAUUGUUGGCAGAAGGCAUUUCGACUGCAGGAUAGAUAUGCACACUUCAAGUACCUUUCCCACAAGGUUAAGCCUCCUGUCAGACUCAGAAAGGUAUGUAGGUGCUGUGUUUUAGGCAAAGAGGCGGUUUACAGGUCCUUCUAAAUGUGUUGAGGAGCUGUUUCCAUGUGUUUCAAUUUGGGGGUAAAAGGGAGGCAUCGUGCUGCCCCGAUUUGUGGGGAUGAGGAAAGGGCUGCCAUCAAAUUAAAUACUCCUUGGGUCUUAGAUCAGGUUAGCCCUAGCCCUGGGGCGAGGCAAAACUCCUCCUAAGAGGAUGAGCAAAACUAUGGCUCUGCUUUGCCCUGAAUUGCUCUCUGGGUCUGAGUCUUCAGGACCUGCUGCUUCAGUCGGCCUUUAUUAGCACCAAAGACUCAAAGGUCCCACACACAACACACACCCGUCUCCCUGCCUCUAUCCUGCCUUUGGGAGGAUCUGGCUUUGUGGCUGAAGGACCGGCCCCUCCAGUGGGAAUGCAGAGCUUCACGUGUGUACUGCUUGUGUGUGUAUGUGUGGAUUCUGCCUCCACUCUCUCCCCAUCUGCUCUGGGUAUUUUUGUUUUUGUUUUUGCUUUAGCUUUAGGUUUACAACAGAGAGGAGUUAAUCUAUCCACAGCCUAAAACUGUUGCCAGUUUUACAAUCUCAUUGGUGGCUCCCUUUCUCCUUUCCCCUCUGCAGUCUGCCAGUCGCUCUUUCAUGCCUGUGUAUCCAGGCUGCUCUGUGUCCCCACCUGUUCCACGAGUAUGAGGCAGAGCACCUGGGCAGCUUUCCUCUCAGUCACUGUUCAUCCUACUUGAAAAUUAAAACAAGAAAACUCUGCUUAAAAAACUUCAUCUAUGGGAACCACAACUCCUGGUUGCCUUUCUCCUGUGUAUGUGUAAAUUCCUUAAUAAAUAUUGCAG
This is a messenger RNA of Sus scrofa (pig), 4156 nucleotides long. The record is from RefSeq and is a predicted model, not a curated record. Lineage: Eukaryota; Metazoa; Chordata; Mammalia; Artiodactyla; Suidae.